This is a messenger RNA of Carya illinoinensis, 1860 nucleotides long. RefSeq names its product protein TRAUCO. Gene Ontology annotation, cellular component: Set1C/COMPASS complex. The transcript is spliced from 2 exons. The record is from RefSeq and is a predicted model, not a curated record. Gene Ontology annotation, molecular function: protein binding; transcription cis-regulatory region binding. The coding region runs from base 103 to 1326 and encodes 407 amino acids. Lineage: Eukaryota; Viridiplantae; Streptophyta; Magnoliopsida; Fagales; Juglandaceae.
CCAACUCUCAUCCGACUUUCCCAUUCGUUGGUAAAUGUCUCUACCCUCUCGAUUGGAGACGGAGUCCUGAAAAACCUUCCUUCGAGCUUAAACCCUCCUUCCAUGGACUCCCUCCAAGCCACCUACAGAGACGAGGACGAAGAAGAUGAAGAAUCCGUACAUCGCUUCGCCUCCCCCACUCCAACUCCUAAUCCCGACCUCGCCACCACCGAACUGCCACCGCCGUCCAGCGCUACCACUGCUAUUGGACCCCAAAACGACUCCAAACCAGACCCCAUUAGCUCCGAAUCCGAAGAUCCGGCUUCCUCUGACACCAACAAAUCCCCCAGAUCCACCCACAACGUACCCACCGAGAACGACAACGACAAAGAAAAUGACAACGAUGACACGACUACCACAACCAAUACCACCAACAACAACAACGACGAGGAGGAGGAGGAGGACGAAGACGACGACGAAGACCCUCCUCCCAAGAAGCAGAAACCCCUUUCAUCCCUCACUACCCUGCCUACAAUAACCAAUCACCAACAUAACAAUGCUGUCCCGAUGGUGGCCGAAGCGAACCCUCCAACGACGACGCCGACAACAACCGCAACCACCGCGAAGAAAUCGAAGAAGAAAAACAAUAACGUGUGGGCCACGAAGUCGACCCGCAAAGGAAAGAAGAAGAACAAGUCCAAUAACCUCCACAAUGCCCCGGCAGAGGAAACCGUCCUCAUCACCCCGAUCCAGAAGUUCCCGGAUAAGUCCGACGAUACCCCGGACAUGAAAAUAUGCCUCUCGAAGAUCUACAAGGCCGAGAAAGUUGAAUUGAGCGACGACAGAUUGAGCGCCGGGAGUGCCAAGGGUUAUAGGAUGGUUAGAGCUACCAGAGGAGUCGUGGAGGGAUCUUGGUACUUCGAGAUAAAAAUUGUCAGACUGGGAGAAUCGGGGCACACGCGCCUCGGGUGGUCGACCGAGAAGGGAGACCUCCAGGCUCCGGUUGGGUACGACGGGAACAGUUUCGGAUACAGAGACAUUGAUGGGAGCAAGGUGCACAAGGCGUUGAGGGAGAAGUAUGGGGAAGAGGGGUAUAAGGAAGAGGAUGUUAUUGGGUUCUAUAUUAACUUGCCGGAGGGUGGUUUGUAUGCGCCCAAGCCCCCGCAUUUAGUAUUGUACAAAGGGCAGAGGUAUGCAUGCGCACCGGAUGUCAAGGAGGAAGCCCCAAAAGUGGUCCCUGGUGUAUUUUCUGUUCUUUUUUUAUUUCCUUGCAAAAUGGGAACCAGAAAGCUGGAAUUAAGAAUGGCCGGGGAAAAUGCUGCAUGUGAAAAUGAGUAUGGUUUUUAACGUGACCCUUCUCCUGGGUUAACAGGAACAGAAAGUGUCCUCUAUGAGAGAAGAUUAUGAACUCUGGAGUCCAAGCAUGAUUUGACCUUUUGAAAACUUUUAACUUUAAUUUCAAUCCGGUUAGUAGGGUGUUUAAAAGAAAUGGUGCUUAAAUUUCAGUAUAAGAGGGCACUAGAGCUUUGUAUUACUCCUGACAGUGAUGGCAAAGAGGCGGGAACCCUAUUGAAGUAACUAGCUUUUGUUUGACCCUGGCUGGCCAAUCCCAAUGGGAAUGAAAAACACCUUAGUUUUUUUGAUUGCGAGAAUCUCUGGCUAAGAGUCCUUGCAUGCAAAAACUAUGCAUUCUUUACCAACUAUUGUAUUACAUAUUAUUUCAAAAUUUUCUGGUUAGAUGAGUAUUUUUCUAACUAUUUCACUGUUAAGGCAGUGACAGACUCUUUUUAGCGUCCAAAUUGUGUUUUCUCAUUGGAAAGGUCUGUAUUCACUUCGUGUGCAAAUAUUGUCUCUUCCAUGCAGGAAGUGAGAUAUCUUUCU